AUGGCGAGUCAGGGCUUGCGAGUGGAGGACCUGGCCCACCUGUCAGACCAGCCAAAGCAGCUGGCCUCUGCCAGGAGGUUGGGCCUCACCUCCCAGGCCGAGGUGGUGGUGCAGCGACUGCUGAGCUACACGGUGACGGGCUUGGAGUUGGGACUGCAACUGGGCGCGGAUUUGACCGCCCAGCUCACGCCCCAAGACGGCGAGCUGAGCGUGCAUUGGGCCGUGACAACGUUGGACAAGGGCGAGGAAUCGGCCUACGGCACCGCCGCGAUCGUGCGGGCCAUGCUGUCAGGCGCAAGCCGCAACGCCCUCAGCGCGGCGUACAACUCCGCCGCACAGGUGCCCAGCGGAAGCCGAAGCCCCGUGUCGGUGGCGACUUCGGUGCUUGUGGCGGUACCUGAGCUCCAGGCCGAAGAGAGCUGCCGCGUCACGCGCGCCGUGGCGGCUUUCUUGGGCCUCAGCCGUGCAGAGGCCGCCCAAAGUGGCGCUCUUGCAACUGGCAUCGAUUUGGUGGUCUUUGCCCAGGUGGCUCAGCUCUCGCUGGAGGCACCUUCCCCGGCAACGCUGGCCGCCGCGGUGGCGCCAUUCCUCCCAGGUGCGAGUGGCAUGCAGCAAGUGAGCCUCGCCUUUGGAGCCGCCCUUGCGCAUGGCCUCGGCCUGCAGGAGGCGCUGGAAGCCGCCUUACUCUCUCUUCCGCCUCCGCGGUCCGCGCGCGACCUGCUUGUGCUGGCGCCGCUGGCGCACUGCGCUGGUGCUUGGCUCUGGGAGCUGGCGCCAGCACUGGUGACGCACCUUCCAAGCGACCCGCUCGCUGACGCCAAGGUCUUGGCCCAGGCGGCCAAAGCUAUGGGCGAGGAGGGGUCUGGGCCAAUCUUCCAGGUCACCGUCCUCCAGAGCGCAGUCGCUCUCUCCAACCGCCGCACGCAGGGAGACAUCGGGCCCUUCUUGACACGCUUUUCCUUUCCCACCUCCGCCACGGCGUCGGUGGUGGGACACCGUGCCGCGCAAGCCUUUCAGGGCGAUGUGGGGGCCUUGGCGCAGGAGGUCGUCCAGCUUCUAGCGGCUGAAGGAGGAGCUGGAAGUGUCGACCUGAAGGAGCUGGCCGCAGCGGCCUACUUUGCCGCCAUUGGUGCAGGACUGAAUGCCAGCAUGGCCGCGGCCACCGUCUACGCCGCCGUAGGGCAGCAGUCCCCGGCAUUGGCUUCCGCAGCGGGUUUGCUGGCGGCCACUUGGCCCUCCAGGCCCGGCACGGGCUCCACCUCUGCGGCAGAAGCCACCAGUGCAGUGCUCCAGGCCUUUGCAUCCGCGGAGGCCAGCCUCGAUGGUUGCUCAGACACUAGCGGAGCCAAUGCCACGACGUGUGCGCCUCGCCCGGACCAGAGCUGCGGGCUCCAGGUCAGCUUGGCGGCCGGCUUGAACUGCCAGAGCUUCUGCCAGAGCGCGUCCUUCGCGCCGCAGCAGUGCCUGUCCUUCGCUUUCGGCACCUGCGCCAGUGAAGAUGUGCCCUUGGACUGCAACUACACCGUGACAGAGCAGGAGACCUCUCCACGUACUCGAGCGCCCUUUGCGUCUGCAGCGGCGCGCGGCGCGGCGUCUACGCCGCGGCGGAGCAUGCGAACCGCCUGGCGCGGCUCAGCGAGGACAUGGAGACCCUCAGCUUCCUGGGCCAAAGGGCCUUUGAGGUGA
Molecule: messenger RNA, 1686 nt
Organism: Effrenium voratum
Lineage: Eukaryota; Dinophyceae; Suessiales; Symbiodiniaceae
Source: the annotation of a GenBank genome assembly